CACGUUUCCUUAAUUCCAUUUAUCCAUAUAACUAGAAUGCACUUCUGCUAACAUCGAUAGCCUGUUUAUCCCAACCGCACGAGUAAGCCUUACCGAAAGUCCUAAUGGUGUGGUAAAUGUAGCCAGUCCUGACUGACAUUAGAGAAAUAGCUUAGAUAAGGGUUGACACAGAUCGCUGCGUUUUGAGUGCCCUGCUUAGAAAAUUGAGCUCGUCGGUUGUAAAGGUUGUACCGUUGAACGAGCUUCGCAGCAGUGCUUGUGUCUGAUCGCGGUCUGUUGAAUGAAGAAAGCGAAAGCAGAGUUGGGAGACACCGAAAACACCAACAUCAGCACGAAUCAACGGGAAACGUUCAAAAUCACAGCGCGAAUUUAAAGGGCUAUUCGCCAAGAGUCAAAGAUGACUAAUCGGCCUUUGAAUCAACAAACUAUUUCAGGCUGCAACACAGCUUUACGCGAAUGUUGAAAUAUGCCAGUCCCCGUUGUCGCCAUCGCAGUGUCCGUAUCGGCGGGUGUCUUCUUAGUCGCCGUCAUCGCCCUCGUCUGCGUCUACAAGCGACGCAAGCGCGAUGAGAAAUACAAGCAGUACUCACAGGUAGCCAAGAAUACCUCACUCCAGUUGCCGCCAUGCAACGUGCGAACGGAGAAACAGAUCGUCAACGAGGGGUCCAAGGGUCUUCCCCUGAGGGACACCCUAGGCGUCAAAAUGCUAUCAGCGUCAGAAGAGUCCCUGUCGCCGGCCGUGUCGAGUGAUGAUACGUUCUACGACGCCCUAGAGAGGUACGACAGUAGACGGUCGAUGUCUCUGUCGAGUAGAGACCCGAGUCCGACCAGCGCCAACGAGGACGAGGAGGACGAGGAAGAUGAGGUGUACCCUGAAGGUCAUAUAGGUCGGCUAUGGUUCAAUAUACAAUAUAGCACGACCGGACAGAACCUUGUUGUCACCCUAGUCAAGGCCAGGAACUUGCCAUCGCGGAGUAAAACGGUUAGAACAUGUGACCCGUUCGUUAAGAUUGCUCUGCUGCCCAAGGAUAAGCACGUGUCGCAAUCUCGGUGCAAGCGGAAGACCAAGAGGCCGACAUUCAAUGAGACGUUCUACAUUCCCAUAGCUGAAGACGAGCUGGACUCAUCUACCCUGCAGUUCACCGUAUUUGAUGGGUACAGGAUGAGCCAGCAGGCGAUUAUAGGGGAGGCCAUGUACCCCUUGAUUGAUAUGGAGUCCACUGGGAUACAGGAGCUGUGGAGGGAUCUCGAGAAGCCAAUAGAGACUACAUCAGAGUUGGGCGAUAUCCACAUCUCGCUGUCGUAUUACCCGACACUUGACCGCCUGACUAUCAUCAUCUUGAGGGCAGCUAACCUCAGGACAAUAGGACACAAAGGAACAGAUCCUUUCGUCAAGAUAGCAUUCUCAAUCGGUAACAAAGUCAUGAAAACCAAGAAGACCGCUGUACACCAAGACACAGUCAACCCGAUGUUCAACGACGCCUUUAACUACACCGUGACCGAGGACGACCUGGGCACGAGUUCCCUGCUGGUGUCGGUUUGGCACAGCGGGGGAGGGGUGCGGGAAGAUAAGCUGAUUGGGCGGGUCCUCUUGGGCGGGAUGAUGUAUGCACGGGGGAAGGAGUGUGAACACUGGACAGAGAUGAUGACAAACCCAAGAAAAAUGAUCAAAUACUGGCAUCCGCUUGGCCCUUAAUAACAGGCAUUGCCUUAUGUAUGGUGGCAGGUGGCAGAGAGUCAGAGGCCGAGUUACUUCACUCCGUGACGUACCGGUGUCGUGAAUGUUACAGAGGUUAAGAGUAUUUGGCAAACUCGCAAACUAAUAACCAAGAACGCCGAAAACAUAAUUUGCCCCGUCAAUGAAACAUUCUGACAAUUGGCUAGCCCGUUUGCAAACUAAUAACAAGAACGCCGAAAACAUAAUUUGCCCCGUCAAUGAAAUAUUCUGACAAUUGGUUAGCCCGUUUGGAAACUAAUAACAAGAACGCCGAAAACAUAAUUUGCCCCGUCAAUGAAAUAUUCUGACAAUUGGUUAGCCCGUUUGGAAACUAAUAACAAGAACGCCGAAAACAUAAUUUACCCCGUCAAUUAAAUAUUCUGACAAUUGGUUAGCCCGUUUGCGAACUAAUAAAAAGAACGCCGAAGACAUAAUUUGCCCCGUCAAUGAAAUAUUCUGACAAUUGGUUAGCCCGUUUGCAGGGGUGAACAGCGUAUUUAUAGCGGUAGAAACAUGAGGUGAGACCGCCGGCAUCUUUGAAUUGCAACGUGAUAGUCCUUACGUGCGGGAUACCGAGAGCUGUCAAAAUGAUCAAAGGACAUUCACGUCACCGGGGCUCACGAAAUAAACUUAUAUUAAAGACAAAAGUGACGGGAGCUAUCCUGGUAGAGGAAGCUUACGGCUUCUUUACUCACUAAAAAAAAUAAUUAAAACUAGCAAGUAACAAAUUAUAACAAUAGUCAUCAGUAUGCAAUCAUACCAGAGUAGCAAUCAUCAAGGUGUCAAUCAUACCAUAGCAACAGUCAUCAAGGUGUCAAUCAUACCAUAGCAACAGUCAUCAAGGUGUCAAUCAUACCAUAGCAACAGUCAUCAAGGUGUCAAUCAUACCAUAGUAACAGUCAUCAAGGUGUUACUCAUACCAUAGCAACAGUCAUCAAGGUGUCAAUCAUACCAUAGCAACAGUCAUCAAGGUGUCAAUCAUACCAGAGCAACAGUCAUCAAGGUGUUACUCAUACCAGAGCAACAGUCAUCAAGGUGUUACUCAUACCAUAGCAACAGUCAUCAAGGUGUCAAUCAUACCAUAGCAACAGUCAUCAAGGUGUCAAUCAUACCAUAGCAACAGUCAUCAAGGUGUCAAUCAUACCAUAGCAACAGUCAUCAAGGUGUUACUCAUACCAGAGCAACGGUCAUCAAGGUGUUAAUCAUACAGAGCAACAGUCAUCAAGGUGUUAAUCAUACCAUAGCAACAGUCAUCAAGGUGUUACUCAUACCAGAGCAACAGUCAUCAAGGUGUUACUCAUACCAUAGCAACAGUCAUCAAGGUGUUACUCAUACCAGAGCAACAGUCAUCAAGGUGUCAAUCAUACCAUAGCAACAGUAAUCAAGGUGCCAAUCAUACCAGAGUAGCAAUCAUCAAGGUGUCAAUCAUACCAUAGCAACAGUAAUCAAGGUGUCAAUCAUACCAGAGUAGCAAUCAUCAAGGUGUCAAUCAUACCACAGCAACAGUAAUCAAGGUGUCAAUCAUACCAGAGCAACAGUAAUCAAGGUGUUACUCAUACCAUAGCAACAGUCAUCAAGGUGUUACUCAUACCAGAGCAACAGUCAUCAAGGUGUCAAUCAUACCAUAGCAACAGUAAUCAAGGUGCCAAUCAUACCAGAGCAACAGUCAUCAAGGUGUCAAUCAUGCCAUAGCAACAGUAAUCAAGGUGUCAAUCAUACCAGAGUAGCAAUCAUCAAGGUGUUACUCAUACCAUAGCAGCAAUCACCAAGGUGUCAAUCAUACCAUAGCAGCAAUCAUCAAGGUGUCAAUCAUACCAUAGCAACAGUAAUCAAGGUGACAUAUAUACCAUAGCAGCAAUCACCAAGGUGUCAAUCAUACCAUAGCAGCAAUCAUCAAGGUGUCAAUCAUACCAUAGCAACAGUAUUCAAGGUGUCAUAUAUACCAUAGAACAGUCAUAAAGAUGUCAAUCAUAGAAUAGCAGCAAUUAUCAAGGUAAUUAUAUCAUAACGACAUUUAUCAAAAUUACACACAAAAACGACCAGGUCUAUUUUGAAUUAAGGUAGAUGGGUUUAUUUUUGUCAAUUAUUAUGUAAAUAAGUUAAUCAAUAUACACAUAAAUUAUUUUUCAACAUCACUAUUUUGGUACAACUACUAAUUUCUGCAGACUCUUAGAAAUAGGUAGAGUACACAAAUGAGUAUGUAUAUUUAAACUUUCAAUAGGUAAAGUAGGUUAUAAACUAUAUAGCAGGAUUAAAAUAGACAUAGCUUCACUAAGUGGAGCAAUUAGCUAA
Messenger RNA from Nematostella vectensis (starlet sea anemone), 4009 nucleotides. Its product is annotated as synaptotagmin-15. NCBI's taxonomy places the organism in Eukaryota, Metazoa, Cnidaria, Anthozoa, Actiniaria, Edwardsiidae. Bases 467 to 1696 code for a protein of 409 amino acids. The record is from RefSeq and is a predicted model, not a curated record. Gene Ontology annotation, molecular function: calcium-dependent phospholipid binding; syntaxin binding; calcium ion binding. The transcript is spliced from 4 exons. Gene Ontology annotation, biological process: regulation of calcium ion-dependent exocytosis; regulation of dopamine secretion; cellular response to calcium ion.